Messenger RNA from Archocentrus centrarchus (flier cichlid), 2642 nucleotides. It is a transcript of the gene abi3b, whose product is annotated as ABI family, member 3b. The record is from RefSeq and is a predicted model, not a curated record. Gene Ontology annotation, molecular function: signaling adaptor activity; SH3 domain binding. The coding region runs from base 205 to 1377 and encodes 390 amino acids. Gene Ontology annotation, cellular component: SCAR complex; lamellipodium; actin-based cell projection. Gene Ontology annotation, biological process: neuron migration. NCBI's taxonomy places the organism in Eukaryota, Metazoa, Chordata, Actinopteri, Cichliformes, Cichlidae. The transcript is spliced from 8 exons.
AGCAGUCUUAGUCGAGGUCUCACUUGUUAGCCCUGCCCUGGGACCUGCUUCUCUAAAUUCUGUAGCCUGCAGCAUUUUUCCGCCUUCGCCGUCGACCGUACACUUCCCUUCCUCGAGUGACUCUUUCCAAAAAACUUUUUCCAUCUUCAUCAGACAGUGACAAGUAAAUCUUUGAGGUUUUACAAGGUUUUGUUCGCAGCACCCAUGGGAGAAAUGACGGAGCAAAAGAAUUUUUCGGAGCUUAUUACUCAGAUAUUGCAAGAGGCGCCAGCUGCCAGGAAGGAUCUUGUUGAUAACUACAGCAACCUCCUCCGAGUGGCAGAUUACUGCGAUAACAAUUAUGUUCAGGCAGAGGAUUCGACCAAGGCUGUUGAAGCGGCCAAGGCUUUGGUCACCCAGGCAUUGGCCAGUGUGACCUAUCAGAUAAACACUGUGGCCAGCUCUGUGCUGAGACUGCUGGAUUUACAGGCCAAGCAGAUUAAAGACAUGGAGUCUUCCGUCAACCUGAUGUCACUGGCUGCAGCUUUCCACUUGGAAAAGGUGGCCAGGAGAGAGAUUGGCAUGUUCACUACUCCCAAAAACAGGACUUAUUCCCAGUCUAUGACCCCACCAGCUAAAGGCAGGGAGCCGGAGGAACUCUACUCAAGGGAGCCAAUAUCAUACUCCAUACUGGACACCAUAGGACACAGUUUUCAGGUCAUUGAACCACAGCCCAGAAAAAGAGCAGGAACUACAGACAGCGUACAGACCACUGCAGAGCCCACUUUAUUCAGUCACGGUAUCGCUGUGCCAUUACCCUCAGUCCCCACCAGCACCAGCCUUGCUCCUCCUCCUCCUGCUUCAGCCAAUGUGGACCCCAACCUGCCUGCUCCCCCACCGCCUCCCUCUCUCUCCAUGGCCGCUGACCUUCCCCCUCCGCCCACCUUCUCCUCACCCACAGAUCUCCCCCCACCUCCCCCUCCACCACCUAUCAGCCCGUCAAACAGCAUCUUCCCUCUUCCUCCUCCACCUCCUCUUCUAUCAGGAGCCCCAACCCCACCUCCCCCUCCACCACCUAUCGGCUCAUCAGACGGCAUCUUCCCUCUUCCUCCUCCACCUCCUCUUCUAUCAGGUGCCCCAACCCCACCUCCCCCUCCACCACCUAUCAGCUCAUCAGACAGCAUCUUCCCUCUUCCUCCUCCACCUCCUCUUCUAUCAGGAGCCCCGACCCCUCCUCCUCCUCCACCUCCUCUUCGAUCAGGAGCCCCGACCCCUCCUCCUCCUCCACCUCCUCUUCGAUCAGGAGCCCCGACCCCUCCUCCUCCUCCUCCACCACCUUUCAAUACUGGCUCAUCUAUUAUUGCACCACCACCUCCCCCUCCUCCCCCACGACUGUAACAUUACAGUUUGUGAUUUGUACUUGGUACAAUAACUUCUUAUAUUACUUGCAGUUACUCACAGACUGAAAAAGCACGUGAGAGCAAAAUUAGGUAUUAAAAAGAAAAAAAAGCUUGAGAGCUUCUAGUGGUUCAAAGUCAGCCUAUGUCGAAUGGCCAAGUGAGCCUGAAAACAUUUUUUUCAGGCACACAAAAUCCCAUUAUGCAAGUAAAUUCUGUUGGUACAGAGAGCCGCUGUUCAGAUUCCUCCAGCAUGUUUCAACAGCACCUCAACUACAUUCCUUAAAAACAAGCUGAAACAGGUGUACUUGCUCUCUGCUGUCAUCUUAUUUCCCCCCCAAAUGUGAUUUCCUUUCUUUAUCACACCUUCAUAUUGUUACCUCUAAUGGCAGUGGACUUUAGCCCAGUACAGAUAUCAGUAUGCUGUGCAUAACUGAUAAUAAAUUGCUUUGACGUUGGUUCCAAUCUAGGUGAAUUCUGCUCCUUAAACGAGUCCAUGAGGCUGUAAAUUCUCUGUUGUAAGUCAGCCCUCUGCUUAGCCUGCCCAUAGUUGAAGGUUUAAAAAAGAAACUCAUGGCCUUUAGUGAGCUGCUGCCUGGGGUCAUUUCUGUCUCGAUUGUCGCCAUCUGUGUGUUCAUAUUUUGUUGCCUGACUUAUAAUAGAGAACCAGGACACUUACGUUCAUCUAGCUCCAACAGUUCUCUACCUGUAUACACGAUCCCUGUAUUUGAGCAACAGGAGGAUGAGGAGGAAAUCAUUCGCAUAUAUGAAUUGUGUUUUCAGUCUUCUUGCAGAGAGCCUCCCGUGUACAGCCCAGGAGAUGUCAGCCCACCGCCUCCAUAUGUGCUCGAACCACCACCCUACCUCAACCCACCACCAUCGUCCUGCAUCAGCCAGUCAGCAGUACCACCACCACCAUACAUCGCUCCACUAUCAUCACCUUAACAUAUUGCCAUUUACGCCUUCCUCCAUCCGUUACCAGAUAUGUGCAUAUAUGUAGUCAUAAGUUUCAUUUGGGACAUUCAGUAUCUGCUCAAGAUUAAUCUACAUGUUAAAACGCCACAUUGUGGGAAGAAGAGUCGUUUACUCACAUAGUUGAGUUCAAACUGCAAAAUAUGUUUUGGUAACAAGUUUUGUCGUUCAUCUGUCUCUCUUCCACAGCAUGUCUUUUUGUCCCCCUCAACCCCAACCAGACAUGGCAGAUGGCUGCCCGCCCUUGAGCCUGGUUCUGCCAAAGGUUUCUUCCUGUUAAAAGGGAGUUUUUCC